AUGGUUCUUGAAAACAAGAAAAUACCCACAGCUAGAAAGCAAGAUAGUAACAAAUUUAGCCCAUUUGUCUUCAAAUCUGGUGAAGAAACCAGCAGCAGCAGUAGCAAUAUGCCUUUAGUUGUUUCUGAGGUUGAUGAAUCAGUUGUGCCUCUCUCUUCUUAUGCACCCAUUGUGUCUUCUUACAAUGAAAGAAUCAGACCCCUCUUGGAUGCUGUUGACAAGCUCAGAAACUUGAAGGUCAUGCAAGAGGGGAUUCAGCUCCCCACAAUUGUUGUAGUCGGUGACCAGUCUUCUGGCAAGUCCAGUGUUCUUGAAUCCCUGGCUGGGAUCAGCUUGCCACGUGGUCAGGGGAUUUGUACCAGGGUUCCUCUGAUAAUGAGGCUGCAUCAUCACACCAAGGCUGAGUCAGAGCUUCAUCUGGAGUAUAGUGGCAAAGUGGUCUCUACUGAUGAGAUGCAUGUGGCAGAGGCUAUAAACAUGGCCACUGAAGAGAUUGCUGGGAAUGGAAAAGGGAUAUCUCAUACAGCUUUGACACUUGUUGUCAAGAAGAAUGGAGUUCCUGAUCUCACCAUGGUUGAUUUGCCUGGUAUCACCCGAGUUCCGGUGCAUGGGCAACCGGAAAAUAUAUAUGAGCAAAUUUCUGGUAUAAUAAUGGAGUAUAUUAAACCGGAAGAAAGCAUAAUACUGAAUGUUCUAUCAGCAACUGUUGAUUUUCCGACGUGUGAGUCUAUAAGGAUGUCACAGUCUGUUGACAAAAAUGGGGAGCGGACACUGGCUGUGGUUACAAAGUCAGAUAAAGCUCCGGAGGGGCUUCUUGAGAAAGUGAUGGCUGAUGAUGUAAAUAUUGGGCUGGGAUACGUUUGUGUGAGGAACCGUAUAGGUGAUGAAACUUAUGAAGAAGCCAAAAUGGAAGAGAGUAUCCUGUUUGAAUCUCACCCACUGCUUUCCAAAAUUGAUAAGUCUAUGGUUGGUAUCCCUGUUCUAGCUAGAAAGCUUGUGCAAAUUCAAGCAACUAUUAUUUCUAAGUGUUUGCCAGAGAUUGUCAAGAAGAUCAACGCGAAGUUAAAUGGCAAUAUUUUGGAGCUAAAUAAGUUGCCCCAGAAACUUUCUACUAUCGCAGAAGCAAUGACUGUUUUCAUGAGGAUAUUGGGAUUUUCAAAAGAGUCCUUAAAGAAGGUUCUUGUAAGAGGUGAAUUCGAGGAAUAUGCUGACAACAAAAAUAUGCAUUGCACUGCUCGUCUAGCUGAAAUGCUAGACAAAUUCUCCCAGGAACUGAAAAGCAGUUCUGAAAAGCUCAGCAAUGAGAAGUUUUUACUAGAUGAGAUAUUUGUUCUUGAGGAAACAAAGAGCGUUGCACUGCCUAAUUUCCUUCCUCGAUCUGCAUUUGUCUCACUUCUGCAAGUAGAGGUAAAAAAGAUUUCAAAAAUACCUGUAAACUUCGUGGCUGAAGUCUGGGACUACAUUAAGACGGUGGUGGAAGAGAUAAUGAUGCAUCACUGUGAAAACUAUCCUCAAGUACAAUCUUCUAUCAAACGAGCUGUCUCGAAUCAAAUUAAUAAAUUGAAAGACCAGUCAACAUCUCGGGUGAUGGAAAUUAUAGAGAUGGAGGAAAUUGCAGAUUACACAUGUGACCCAGAGUACAUGGCAGUGUGGAGUAAGUUCAUGACCUCACGCGAUGCAUUCAAAGCGGGUUUUAGUGAUGGUCAUUCGACGGUAGUGAAAAUUGAAGGUUUUGGCGAAAUUGAUGUUGGCCAUUUGAGGGAUCAUCCGGGUGUUAGAGACGAAGCCUUUGACUUGAAAAUGAGGCUAACUGCUUACUGGAACAUCGUUCUGAAAAGAAUGGUGGACUCGAUUGCACUUCACUUGCUUCUGGCUUUAAAGAAGUUGGUUAACCAGGGCAUGGAAGAAGAGAUCGUAAAGGCGGUUUUGAAUCAAAGUGGUGGCAUUGAGCGCUUGCUGGAUGAAGCGCCUUUGGUUGCUACAAAGAGGGCAAGACUGAAUCAGAGCCUUAGUUUACUUGAGGAAUCAAGAGAUGUUUUAGCCAAAAUCAUCGAUAGAGUUGCUAUCGCUAAUGAAUAGACUCUGCUCCUAGGUAAUCCUUGUGGCCAGUUGUUUUGUGAUUGCAGUGAAUCUGCUUCAAACUUCCUUUUGUCUUUUAAAACUAUAACUUCCUCUUGUCUUGCAGAACUGCAUUGUAUAUCAUCUUUAAAUCAGUUGUUAAUAUUGGUUACU
Messenger RNA from Daucus carota subsp. sativus, 2232 nucleotides. RefSeq names its product dynamin-related protein 4C-like. The record is from RefSeq and is a predicted model, not a curated record. Bases 1 to 2079 code for a protein of 692 amino acids. Gene Ontology annotation, cellular component: microtubule; cytoplasm; membrane. Lineage: Eukaryota; Viridiplantae; Streptophyta; Magnoliopsida; Apiales; Apiaceae. Gene Ontology annotation, molecular function: GTPase activity; microtubule binding; GTP binding. The transcript is spliced from 2 exons.